This is a messenger RNA of Oncorhynchus keta (chum salmon), 1883 nucleotides long. RefSeq names its product E3 ubiquitin-protein ligase arih1l-like. The transcript is spliced from 3 exons. The record is from RefSeq and is a predicted model, not a curated record. NCBI's taxonomy places the organism in Eukaryota, Metazoa, Chordata, Actinopteri, Salmoniformes, Salmonidae. Bases 197 to 607 code for a protein of 136 amino acids.
CGGUGGUUAUGCUAGUGGAGGUGGUAGCGGUGGUUAUGCUAGUAGCGGUUAUACUAGUGAUGACGAGCAUGUAUAAUGAUAAACAUAUUCACCCAGGCUUGAUGAUUGUUCUAAUUUUAAGAGCCAGGCAUUGUCCCUCCUCCUCCAGCGGUCCAGGGCAGCCCUGCAGAGGUACCUGUUCUACUGCAACCGUUACAUGAACCACAUGCAGUCGCUGCGCUUCGAGCACAAGCUGUACGCCGGGGUCAAGGCCAAGAUGGAGGAGAUGCAGCAUCACAACAUGUCCUGGAUCGAGGUGCAGUUCCUGAAGAAGGCCGUGGACGUGCUGUGUCAGUGUCGCUCCACUCUCAUGUUCACCUACGUCUUCGCCUUCUACCUCAAGAAGAACAACCAGUCCAUCAUCUUUGAGAACAAUCAGGCUGACUUGGAGAACGCUACGGAGGUUCUGUCUGGAUAUCUGGAACGGGACAUCUCCCAGGACUCUCUGCAGGACAUCAAACAGAAAGUACAGGACAAGUACAGAUACUGUGAGAGUCGACGUCGGGUGCUGCUGCAACAUGUGCAUGAGGGCUAUGAGAAGGACCUCUGGGAAUACAUAGAAGAUUAAGACUCUUUACUGAAAGAGAAACCUCUACAGACUAGAGCGCUGAUGCAAUGCCACGGGGGCAGGUUGUUGCUGAUCUUCACAAUAUUGCAUUUUUUUUUCUCCUCCUCUUGGGUUUUGUUUAAUGGAAAAAGUUUAAAAUAAAUUAUAUCAAAAUAAUAAAAAAUAAAAAAAAGUAGAAUAUUUCAAACAUUAAUCGUACAACAGUAUUGUUUGUAGCAGAUUGGAUUGUGAGGACAAAAAAAAGAACUCCCCCCGCUUCUCUCAAUUGGUCACUAUAGUAACAUCACCCCCCCCCCCCACUGUUCAGUCUCCCAGCGAUGUAUUUUAUCUGUUUACUUUUUAAAGUACCCUUGUGUGGGACAUGGGUUUGUGUUCAACACAGUCCAACUGCUCAAGCCAUGUUCAUUAAAUGUGGUUAGAUCACAUGUAGGGUUUUUUGAAUGUUGAUUUGCUGAUUGUAAAGGUGCUGAACCAUGUGGGUUGGCAGGGGGGAGACCAUAGGGAGUGCAGGAAAAAGGAAACAUGUUUUUCAGUUUGUAAAUAACGCAUAUGCAUGGAACAGCAAGUGUGGACGUUUUCUUUCAUUUGUCUUUUCUUUUGAAAAAUAUUUAUUCUUUUUUUUUUCAAAUAUUCAAUAUAGUUGCUGUGUAGAAGACAAGUUCGCUCCUGCUUUAAAAGAACAUGUAUUCUUUGUGAGGGUUUGGAAGCUGUUGAACGAGCGAUGAAACUCUGACCGGGUUGUAGUAGCUUUUUGAAAGCAAUUCUGACAAAAACUAAAUCCACCUAAAAGGAUAGCAUUAGUUGAGAGAAUGAGACUAAAGAACAAGCCAUCUUCUUCUUCUUUUUAACAGCAAGCCAGACUGUAGUUCAGGUAAUACAUUGAUUUAUUCAUAGUUGGAAUUUACCUUGCAACCUUCAGAGGUUAUCAGCUAAUUGCACCUGAGGGGGUUUUGGGAAAUGAACAGAGAAUGACUUGGAAAGGACUCCGCUGUGUCCUAAGUGGCUCCAUAUUCUCUAUAUAGUACACUAUGGGCCCUGGUCAAUAGUAAUGCAUUAUAUAGGGAAUAGAGUGCCGUUUGGGAUGAAGGUAAUGUCCUGUUUGUUCUAACCCCUCCUCCUUCCCUCUUGUUUUUGUUCUUCCAUCACCACCCCUCCUCCUGUUUCUCCUUAGAAGUUGUCAUUUCCAGAUAACACACUACCAACUGUUUCAUGAGAGCCAAAUUGAGUGACAUUCACUCAUUUAAAAAAAAUAAACAAAUGUAUUUCUUUUUUCAGA